Molecule: messenger RNA, 892 nt
Organism: Oryza sativa Japonica Group (Japanese rice)
Lineage: Eukaryota; Viridiplantae; Streptophyta; Magnoliopsida; Poales; Poaceae
Product: RPM1-interacting protein 4
Cellular component (GO): plasma membrane
Source: RefSeq, a predicted model, not a curated record
CUUCAGAAAACCAGUUCAACGGUUUUUGGUGUCCUCCCCUCUGUCCUAUAUCUCUUUCUGCUCUUCUGCUUCUUCUCUUCAGCCUCAAGAUUUGUUCAUUCACCUGUGCCUGCUUCCCCAAUCUGCACAAGCACAUAAUUCUUUCUUCAUCUCCAUUUAAUCUUUCUUCUAGGCAUAAAGAGUUUUUGCUAUUGGAUCAUGGCGGGCAAAGGAGGAGGGCACAUCCCAAGGUUUGGAGAUUGGAAGAGCAGUGAUGGUGGCACCCCUUACACCGUCUUCUUUGACGAUGCCCGCAAGAGGAAGAAUGCAGGUGGUGUGGUGCCUCCUCCUUCUCUGGCUCGUGGCGACUCCGCACCUCCUCCUUCAGGCCAUAGAACACCUCCUCACGGAGCUGGUUCUUCCACUCCCCAAAGAAACAAGGAUCCCGCAUCUCGUCCUCGCAGCCAAAGCGCGGUCGGGCAUGGUGGUGGGUCUGUGCCUGCUUGGGGCCAAUGGAAUGAGGGCAAUGCUGGUGGUGGUGGGGCCCAGCAGUACACGCUUAUGUUCGACCAGAUUAGGGAUGAGAGGAGAGGCAGUGCUCCUUCAACGCCUACCGUCGAGCAACUCCAGCGUGCCACUCCAACUCGGUACAAUCAGCACAAUCAGCAUGCAAAUAUGCGCAAGAGAUUCACAUGUUUCGGACUGUGCUUGAAGUAGAGGAAUCAUCAUGGAUGGAUCAAGGAAAUUGUGUAUUAAUGUCAAUGGAUACUGCUUUUGUUGUGCAUGUAUGGAGUUAUUGCUAUGAGUUUUCCAUCAAUAGUCAAGAUUGUACGUAUAAAGGAUUUUGAUCACGUAAAAUGAUGAUGAAGAUACCAUUUCUCUCACAAUUGCUAUAAGAACAAAAUUAGCUGCA